UAAUAUUUUUUAUUGAGUUUAUAUUUUUAUGCAAUUUAUUUAAAUUAUAAAGUAAUUAUGGGAUCAAAAUUAUUUUAUAUAGUCAUGUAUAUCUAAAGAGAAUGAAACUAUGUUUCAUUUAUACCAAAACCAGGAACAAAAUAUGCAUUAUUUAAAUUUAUAUUCUAAUAUAUCGUCAUCUCCUUUGAUGCCUAUACAUUCACCAAAUGCUUCAUCCAUGCUCACACCCUUAUCUAACAUCCCUGAGAAUUUAAAUAUAUCUGACAUUGCAACUAAUAUUCAUAAUUUAAAUCACAAUCAUAUUUUACAAAAUGGAAUAAAUAAUACACUAAAUUCUAUCAAAAAUACAUCACUAGUAAACAUAUCUAAUCUUAAUAGUCCAUUAUCACAUAACAAUGGUAAUAUAAUUAAUAACACAGUCGGGAAUAACAAAGGAAAUAAAAAUUCUACCUCAAAGAGAACAAGGCAAACUUCUCAUAAAUUCAAAAAUGAAUUGUGCAGAGUUUGUGGUGACAAAGCAUCAGGGUACCAUUAUAAGGCAAUUACUUGUGAAGGGUGCAAAGUGUUUUUCUUGCGCUGCGUGGCCACCAACGCCCAAUUCAAUCAAUGCCACUCCGGGGGCCAUUGCGAAAUGGACCUAUACACCAGGCGAAAAUGCCAGUACUGCAGAUUCCAGAAAUGCCUGGCCGUAGGGAUGAAACCAGAAUGCGUAAUACUAGAUCGCCAGCGAUCACGACAAAACGAUAAAAAUGCUAAUGCCAACACUUCUAACCUUAUUAAUAAUACCUCUAACCCCAAGACGGCGGAUACUAAUCAAUCAUCGUCUAAUGCGAACUCUCCGCCUACCCCUCUGUCUAAUAAUAAUCCCGCCUCCCUACCAAACACAUUUGGUUCUGCAGGUAAUCAACAGCACAUUUCCUCCCAAACCACGAACGGCGCAUCAUCGAACUUAAAAUCUCCCAAAAAUGCUGCAAACCUUAACAAUUCCAACCCUUUGAACGGGAAAAUUUCGGCCUCCACCAUAAUUCUGGCCAAUAAAAAACUUUUGAAAGAACGCGAAGAUUUGGCCAAUACGAACGAUGUUAACAACCAAUCCGAUAUCGUCUCGCCUCCUUCCCUUCUUUCCCAUGCCCUUCCUCACAACUACCUCUCGCAAAACGGGACAGAAAUACCACACUCUUCCUCCAAGAGCACGACUGUGGUCGAUGAUAAAAAUACCCAUUCAAACCCUGAUCCGAAUCCCGUUUCUGGUGUGAGCAAGAAAAGAAACAAUGUCAAUAACAUAAACAAUGGGGGCAGCCAUAAUAAACUCCAGUCUAACGGUUACCAACAAAAUUCCUCUACUAACGGAACAGAAAAUUUGAACAUGGCCAACCCUAAUCAAAGAUUCCACCUUCAAAAUAGCGAGGACGUUUACAAAUUCGGGUCUAGCUCGGAAUUCAACAACCAUCACGAAAUUAAUAAUCGCCAUCUCAACGCUAACACCGGUUUCAACAAUAGAACCGGAAUCACCAUGAAUAAAGUAAUUAGUAACGGACUCGAUAACGUUAUCAAAACAGAAAAUACGCACUAUUCAAAUAACGAUUUCUCAUCCAAGCCACCGGUCAAUGGGAAACUCGCCUCGUCAUGUCCACCUGGCAUGGAUCCCGAAAAGAGUGUCCCAAAUUUUGCAAAUCUUCCCGCUUCGGUCCCGGCGGCUUUCAAUAACCAACAACAAAAUAACAAGUCACUAAUAGCCCCUCACGGCCACCAAUUCCCUAAUUUCCCCGGUGGCCAUUGCAAUUUUAAUUUCCAACACAAUGGCGCGAAUUGCAAGGAGGAUAGUAAUAAUAACGCGGAUGAUCUGAGGCCGGAGCAGCGGAAACUGAUAGAAAAACUUGUAUUUUAUCAAGACCAAUUCGAAUUGCCUAGCGAGGAUGUCGUCAAAAAUAUAGAGGAAUAUUUUGAGCGGGACAAGAAAAACAACCAUAACCAAAAAACUUUCAUGAAGAUGGCGCAAUUCGGGAUGCUUAACAUUCAACUCAUCAUAGAAUUCAGCAAACGGUUGCCCGGCUUUCAGACCCUAAACCGCCCGGACCAAAUUACUAUACUCAAGGCAUGCAUGUACGAGGUGAUGCUCAUCAAAACGGCUCGGCGUUAUGACCUCAACACUGAUACCAUAGUUUGCUGCGAUAACCGACCCUACACCCGGGACAAUUUCAAAAACUCUGGCAUAGUGGACGUUUGCGAUUCCAUGUUCGAUUUUUGUCGAGGCAUGGCCACCCUGAAAGUCGAUAAUGCCGAGUACGCAUUACUCACGGCGGUGUGCUUGUUUCAAGAACGCCCCUCCCUGAUAGAACCCCGCAAAGUGGAGUGGAUUCAGGAGUACUAUCUCGAUACGCUUCGUUCUUACGUUCAACAUAGGAGACCCGCCGGCUCCAACACGUUGGCCAGACUCCUGGUAAAACUCAGGGACCUGAGAGAGAUAAACAACAGUCACAGUAGUAUGCUGUACAGUCUGAAGGUCCAGAAUUUCCACAUACCUCCACUCAUGGCCGAGGUUUGGGACUUAACGGAUGACAUUCUUCCUUCCCCCAUUCACCAUAAUGGCCUGCCCGUUUCUACCCACGACCAGAGCUACCAAUAUCAGUUUGAUUGCAAGCAAAAUUAUUCGCCCCCCUUUCCCAAUCCUAGCCCUCUCGACUUUCGGAAACUUGAAGGCGGGGGAGAUGUCAAUUUCGAAGGCAGCGACUUUAUCGGCAAUUUUAAUGGCGGCGAUUUAGGUAAUUUUGAGUCAUCUAAUUACGCGAGGAACAAUGGUACUAACCAUGCGAACCAUUUGAACGGGUACAAAAACGACAUUAACGGAGUAGUCGAAAAUGUCAACAAUUUAAGACCGUCUAGUAAUGAUUCCAUCAAUUCCAAUAGAUCUAACAACUCAAUCGCCACCCAACACAAUUUGGGGAGUAUGGAGGAUAAGUUACUCCAAAAUGCUAAUCAUCAUCACCCCUUCGAUUUCGGUGUUCUUCGUUCGUAAAAAAAUAAAAAUUAUACAAUAAUCAAUUAUGAAUUUUUUUUUAUUCAUCCCCCAUUCAUAUAUAUAUAAUAUAUUUUAUAUAUAAGCAAAAAAAAAGCCAUUAGAAAUUUUUUUUUUUGAUUUCGCGAAUUUGUGGAAUUAUUUAUAAAUUUUUUUUUAAAAAGAAAUAUAUAUAUUAUUAUUAUUAUCACUUACCAACCAGCUAAUUUUUAAGUUGUGAUUUUUUUUUUAAGGUUUGGAUAUUUUUUUAUAUAUAUAUAUAUAUUGAUUAUAUCUUUUUUAUACAGAAUUCUUAUUCAACACCGUGUCGCGGUAAUUUACGCAAUUUGCCAUUUACAAAAAAAAACAUAUGUAUUAUAGAAAAACGAAUUAUCUCCUUUUUCCUUACUCUUUUUUUUGGAAAUAUUAUUAACUUGGAUUUUUUUUUCUUUAAAAAAUUUUUUUUUUAAGUAUUUAGUAAAGACCCUAAACGGGUUCUCCAUAAUGAAAAAGAACAAAAAAAAAUCACUGUGAUUUUUAAACCGAAAAUAAGUUCCCCCGCCUCCUCUCCGCUUUCGCCACACGCAAGAUGUGAACAAACCUCUUCGGUAUUCAGAUUUAGCGGUGGCGCCCGUACCUUAGAAAAAAUUAUUAUAUUUUUUUAUAGUCCCAAAUUUUACUUCUUUAUUUUUAAAUCACCAACUCUAUCAAAAUUUUUUUAGAUCCAAAAGUUUUUUUAAUUCAUUAUAUUGGGAGGCGUACAACAAAUAAAUUUUUAUACCCCCCUUUCCUCCCAUUAUCUAUCUCCCUCCCCCCUUUCAAUUUUAUAUAUAAUAUAUUAUUACGUAUAUAUAGCAUUUAUAGGCCUAAUUUAUAAGUCCUCUUUUUUAAAAUUUAGUUAGUGCCCGAUCUACCCCUCAAAGGACGAUACUUAUUGGGGUAUUAUGGACACUUAAAUUAGGUUUUAGGAAUUGCUAUUGUAUAUAAUAAUAUUGGUUUCUUAAAUAAAAAAAUUUUUUUUUAAUAAUUUUUUUAUUUUUUAUAUACUAUAAAAUCAACGAAAAAAAAUAUAUUAUAAGAUUAUGGAAAUUUAUAUUUAAAAAUAAUUAAUUUUUUUUUAAAAAAAAAUAAAUAUUAUAUUUAUUAUUAACGAGAAAUCAACCAUUUUUUUUAACUAAAAAAUAUUUAUAAAAUUUUUUUAUUUUUGUCAAAAUGAAAAGAAUUAUGGAUUUAUUUAUUGUUUUUAUAUAAUAAAAAAAACUUUUUCUAAUAAUUUUUUUUUGUUAUGUUGAGAUUUUAGAGAUAGUAUUGUUAACAUAGAUCCCAAAAAUCCGUGUUACCACACCUUAGCAUCUACGAAUACCAAAACCUUUACAAAUAUGGCAUGGGCCGAUACAAAUAAAUAACUGUAUAUAUAUUGAAAAAACCAAA
This is a messenger RNA of Gordionus sp. m RMFG-2023, 4426 nucleotides long. Its product is annotated as ecdysone receptor-like. The transcript has 7 exons. Gene Ontology annotation, biological process: positive regulation of transcription by RNA polymerase II; negative regulation of transcription by RNA polymerase II; cell differentiation. Lineage: Eukaryota; Metazoa; Nematomorpha; Gordioida; Chordodea; Parachordodidae. The record is from RefSeq and is a predicted model, not a curated record. Gene Ontology annotation, molecular function: zinc ion binding; RNA polymerase II cis-regulatory region sequence-specific DNA binding; nuclear receptor activity. Bases 110 to 3016 code for a protein of 968 amino acids.